Molecule: messenger RNA, 1746 nt
Organism: Penicillium soppii
Lineage: Eukaryota; Fungi; Ascomycota; Eurotiomycetes; Eurotiales; Aspergillaceae
Product: Amino acid/polyamine transporter I
Exons: 5
Coding region: 1-1746 (581 amino acids)
Biological process (GO): amino acid transmembrane transport
Cellular component (GO): membrane
Molecular function (GO): amino acid transmembrane transporter activity
Source: RefSeq, a predicted model, not a curated record
AUGGCUAUCAUGAGCGACAAAGACAAAGGAAACAAUGGUGGCUUGUCAGACACACUCGGCCUUAAGGCCGAGGGUCCGCGAGAUGUACAGGAGGGUGUGAUUGCCUCAAACGCUGAUAACCUGCAACGUCAUCUCGGAAACCGUCAAAUCCAGCUUAUCGCCAUCGGUGGUUCGAUCGGAACCGCCCUGUUCGUGAGUAUCGGCACUGGUCUUUACCACGGUGGACCAGGUAGUUUGUUCAUCGCCUUUGCCGUUCAAAGUAUAUUUUUGGCCAUGGUAAACAACUGCCUCGCUGAAAUGACUACCGCUUUCCCUGUCAGUGGUGGUUUUAUUCGCCUGGCUGGAAAAUGGGUAGAUGAUGCUCUUGGAUUCAUGGUUGGCUGGAACUUUUUCUUCUACGAGGCACUGUUGAUUCCAUUCGAGAUCUCAGCUUUUACUCUCGUGCUAUCAUUUUGGAGUGAUAAAAUUACCGAACCUGGACCAGUCGCUGGUAUCUGUGCUGCAGUCAUCUUCAUUUAUGGUUUCUUGAACAUCUUGGCCGUCAAGGCUUAUGGUGAAGCCGAGUUCUGGCUUUCCGGCGGCAAGGUUAUUUUGAUCUUUUCCUUGUUUUUCUUCACCUUCAUCACGAUGGUUGGCGGGAAUCCAGCCCAUGACGCUUAUGGUUUCCGCCACUGGAACAAUCCUGGUUCCUUCAUGGAAUAUCUAGAUGGUGGUGCCCUCGGCCGCUUUGAAGGCUUCUUGGGUUCGCUUUGGUCAGCUUGCUUCGCAGUUGUUGGUCCCGAAUACAUUUCGAUGGUUGCUGCGGAAGCCAAGCGCCCCCGAAUCUACAUUAAGAAUGCUUUCAAGACGGUUUAUAUUCGAUUCGGUAUUUUCUUCAUCGGUGGUGCUCUGGCCGUGGGUAUUGUCUGUGCUGCAAAUGAUCCGCAGCUGGUAGCUGUUGUCACGGGCAGCUCUGACGGUUCGGCUUCUGCAUCACCAUAUGUCAUUGGCAUGCGAAACCUCGGAAUCUCAAUCUUUCCCUCCGUUGUUAAUGCUUUAUUGUUGACAUCUAUCUUCUCUGCUGGCAAUACUUAUACCUACUGCGCCAUCCGUACUUUGUACGGCUUGGCACUAGAAGGAAGAGCUCCCAGAGUCCUUACACGCACCACACGCCAAGGUGUACCGAUUUAUUGCUUCGCCGUAGUGAUGAUCUUCCCUCUCCUUUCCUUUUUGCAGGUCUCGAGCAGUUCAUCCAUCGUCAUCACCUGGUUUGCCAAUCUUGUCACUGCCGGAGGACUUAUCAACUAUAUUGUCAUCACCAUCACAUACAUCUGCUUCCACCGUGCAUGCAAAGUGCAAGGUGUUGACCGCAGAUCGUUCUCCUAUUUCGGUUGGCUCCAACCGCACUGUGCGUGGAUGGCAUUGGUCUGGAUGAUCAUCGUCACUAUCGUCUACGGCUACCCAUCAUACAAACCUUGGUCCUUGUCUACCUUCUGGUCCAGCUACACCAUGCAAAUCGUUAUUCCGCCUCUAUUCCUCAUAUGGAAGGUCUUGAAGAGAACCAAGUUUGUGAAGUCACGUGAAGUAGAUUUGGUAUGGGAGCGGCCUUUGAUUGACGCUUACGAGGAUAGCUUCCUUGACCCACCCACCGGCUUCUGGAGAGAAAUUGGCCAGAUGGUGGGUAUUGGGCGGUCCAAAGGUAGCGAAAACAGGCGAUCAAACUCGGUCGCUCAGCCGGAAGAAUCUACUGUGGGAUCGAAGGCAUGA